This is a messenger RNA of Eriocheir sinensis (Chinese mitten crab), 609 nucleotides long. Its product is annotated as pro-resilin-like. Bases 132 to 482 code for a protein of 116 amino acids. The record is from RefSeq and is a predicted model, not a curated record. Gene Ontology annotation, cellular component: extracellular matrix. NCBI's taxonomy places the organism in Eukaryota, Metazoa, Arthropoda, Malacostraca, Decapoda, Varunidae. The transcript is spliced from 2 exons.
CGAGGGAGUGGUUGGUUGGCUCAGCGGAACACACGAAACAACACCGUAAAAACAGUGGCCGCCGCCGCUAUAUAUUGGCGGCGGGCGGCGGAAGGGUUACAGUCAGCUUCAGCACCGACCACACAACCACCAUGAACGCCAAGCUCCUCGUCUUCCUGGGCCUCGUCGCCCUGGCCGUGGCCGACAGCCGCGAGUCCUACGAGUCCUUCGAGUCCUCCGAGGCCAAAUACAACUUCCAGUGGGCCGUGGACCAUGACCCCUCCAGCAACGAAUUCGGCCACAAGGAGGCCCGCGACGGCGACCACACCCAGGGCUCCUACUACGUGCAGCUCCCCGACGGCCGCGUGCAGCAGGUCUCCUACGUCGUCGACGGUGACGACGGCUACAUCGCCGACGUCAAGUACACCGGAUCCGCCGAGUCCUUUGAGUCCGACGAGUCCAACGAGUCCUUCCGCUACUACGGCUCCAACGAGUCCAAGUAAACCAAGACAACCCGACCUCAGCGCCCCGGCCCUGCCCGGCUCAACGACCCUCAAGAUGUAAUCACGCCUUCAUCACCCCAUGCUAUUUAUUUCCAUCAACAAUUCAUUAAUAAACUGCACUGCAAUA